GUUUCCACCCAAAACCCUCGUACUUGUUUGAAGAUAAUACUCUUACGGUCUUACUUACUGGAAAAAACUCAAACGCGUCUCUCAUUUCUCUUUCUCUCUCCUCCUUUCCCAUUUUCCGUCCACACUCAAACGUCGCCGUCACAACCACCACUCACCGCUCUCUACUUUUCUCGCCCUCUUUCUUCCAAUGGAGUCUUUUGACAAAGCCGCGCGUUUCAUGGACGAACUCUUGGACUUCUCUUCCGACAUCGGUGAAGAAGAAAGCGACGAUGAAAUUCCCGGAAAUUCCUCCAAAAGUCACCACUUUCUUCACCACCAUCGCCUUAAUCACCGACGUCAUAACCGCCAGUCCCCUCCUUUUGCUCAGGAGUUUGUGGAGGAAGAAUUGGAGUGGAUAUCGAACAAAGAUGCAUUUCCAAUGGUGGAAUCAUUAGUGGACAUAUUGCCGAAUCAUCCGAGAAUAGCUUCGAGCUAUAAUACGAAUCAUCAGAGCCCGAUUUCGGUGCUCGACAACAGCAACAGCAGCAGCAGCAGCAGCGCUAACAGCCAUCUAACUCAUGGGAGUCUCAACAACAAUAACAUCAAUAGUAAUGGUGGUCGUGGGGGAAACAUGAUGUUGAUUAAUCUGUCAAGCGACUUUAAAGUGCCUGGUAAAGCAAGGAGCAAGCAUGGGAGAAAGAGGAGAAAGGAUAUGUUGGGAUCGCAGUUUAAAUGCUUUGUCUAUGAGAAGAAGGGUGCAAGGAAGCUGGCCUCAUCUGUGUCGGCGUCUUCGAAGUCAAGCUCCACUCUUGGGAGGAAAUGCCUGCAUUGUGGGUCAGAGAAGACCCCGCAAUGGCGGGCUGGUCCAUCAGGGCCUAAAACUCUUUGUAAUGCUUGUGGGGUUCGGUACAAAUCAGGUCGUCUCUGUGAUGAGUAUCGGCCUGCUAGUAGCCCAACCUUUUCAAGCGAUCUUCACUCAAAUUCGCACCGGAAGAUUGUUGAGAUGAGGAGGCAGAAGAUGCCGCUUACUGGCUCUGGGUCGAACUCGCUUGAGAUAGGUUAGGUUUUGUAGUUUGUUCAUCGCCUUUUCUUUCCUCACCGGUCUUUCUUUUUCGGGUUUUUAGCACAGAGUAGAAAAACAAGAGAAAUUUAGCAUUAAAGGGGGGUUGGCUUAAUUAUGUAAUGGGAUUUAGACUAAUGAAUUUGAUCACAUUGUUUGUUUUUUUGAUCGGAAGGAAGAGCAGAGUAAAAGAUCAAAGUUUUAGGGUCCAGGUUUUGGAUUUAGGUUGUAGUGUGUCCUUGGGUUAUGUGUUCUUAGAAUUAGAAUUAGAAUUAGAAUUAGAAUGAAUAGAAGUUGUUUUAGUCUAUGGUCUAAUCAUUCUUUGUUCAAUUGCUCUGGUAGUUUCUACCAUCAUCUUUAGGGGAAGGUGGAUGAUGAAAUUAGAUGAAGUUAGGUGUCGAAAAAAAAAGGGUCCGUAAUUCUGUAAGCCUAGCUGCCGCUUGUGGUUUUCGCCAGCUAGAUGAUACUUUCUCCUUUUCAGGCCACCGAGUUAUGGGAGGGAACUGUAAUAUAUACCGUAGUUUAGUUUUACCAGUUGAAGUGAUGUUGUGAGAAUAUUUGAUUUAGAUGUUGUAUGCUUCAUUUUUCCUGUAUGCCCUUUAGUUUGUUCCAGGAAUGAUAGGUAGGGAGUUGCUUGUUAAUGCUAUCCUGGUAAUGUAAGAAUAUUUGAUUUACAUGCUAUAUGCUUCAUUUCCCUUUCGUUUUUGAAUCAAGGUAUAUUCUCAGUUCCGGUAGUGA
Messenger RNA from Spinacia oleracea (spinach), 1777 nucleotides. RefSeq names its product GATA transcription factor 1. Bases 188 to 1042 code for a protein of 284 amino acids. The transcript is spliced from 2 exons. Lineage: Eukaryota; Viridiplantae; Streptophyta; Magnoliopsida; Caryophyllales; Amaranthaceae. Gene Ontology annotation, molecular function: sequence-specific DNA binding; zinc ion binding. The record is from RefSeq and is a predicted model, not a curated record. Gene Ontology annotation, biological process: cell differentiation; regulation of DNA-templated transcription. Gene Ontology annotation, cellular component: nucleus.